AUGUGGCGUCUUUGGGGUUAUACAGGUCACUAAAACUAAAGAUCAAGAAUGGCUACUUCAACUUAUGAAGAACUUAGACGUAAAAACAUCGAAGACAACAAGAGGAUUUUAGCACAACUAGGUCUUGUGAACCCGUUUCGUCCUAUUCAAAAAGUUGUUAAGAAGGGAGUCAGAAAAGCUACUCCGUUACAAAAUGUUCUCCCACGACCAAAAACUAAGAAAAGACCGGUUACAGAUAUUGAAGAAGAUUUAGAAAAUUGUGGAUCUUUAAGAGAGGGUCGUAGAAAGUCUGCAAGAAUUCAAGGAAAGCCGUCAAAAGUAAAAGACGAUGAGUACAUACCAGAUGAAGAUGAAGAAUCUGACGAAGAAGAUGAAAAUGGGCGUAAAAUUAAACGAAGAAAAACUACAACAGCUACUCAUGUUAAAGUUCCUGCCAACAGACCUAAUUUCUAUGGUGCUGUUGAAGGUGUUGAUGUAGGAACUAUUUGGUUAACGAGAAUGGAAUGUUGUCGAGAUGGUGUGCACAGACCUACGGUUGCGGGUAUCCAUGGUGGUGAAAAUGGAACCUAUUCCAUAGCUCUGUCUGGUGGAUAUGAGGAUGAUAUCGACCUUGGGGAAUGUUUUACUUAUACUGGUGAGGGAGGAAGAGACUUAAAAGGAACUGUUGAUAAACCGAAGAAUCUUCGAACAGCACCACAGUCUCGAGACCAGACAUUAACACGUGGUAAUUUAGCUUUAAGUCGUAAUGUUGAGACAGGAAAUCCAGUUCGAGUGAUACGUGGAUAUAAAUUAAGAAGUCAGUUUGCUCCAGAUGAAGGUUACAGAUAUGAUGGAUUAUACACUGUAGAGAAAUGUUGGUUUACCACUGGUAUGUCUGGUUAUGGUGUGUGGAAGUUUGCAUUACAGAGAUGUAAAGACCAGGCUUCACCUCCUUGGGAUAUAACUCAGGAUGAGAAAGAAAUUGGAAAGGAAUCCCCCAAAAAGGAGAAGAAGUCAAAGAAGGUUGUUGCAGAGGUGGACACAAAAGCAACAAAAGAAUCUGCAGGAAAGUUAUUGCGAAGUGAUUCUAAAGAUUCCACGCUUUCAAAAGCUGAUUCUGGAAUCGAAUCUGAUUGUUGUUCUGUUGCUGGUAACCAAAGUUAAAUGUUUUUCUUAGGCAUGGUUUAUUUGAGUAGUGCUGUAAUAAUUGUAGACACACUAAAUUAGAUUUGUCUUUCUUGUGCUUUUAAAAGGAGAACAUUAUUUUUAAGUUUGUCAUGCCCUUUGCAAUAAGUAAUUACAACUUGCCGACUCAAGUUUUAUUUUUGUAGAGAUAAAUCUUCAAACUGAACUUUUUCAUGCCAAAAUUUACUCAUUGAUGGACUUCCAGUUUUCCUUUAAAUACCCUUAGAAUUAAAUAUCUGUCGGUCAGGAUAAAUAAAUUCUUUAUCACAUAAAUAAACUGGCCUCAAUCUUUUCCACUGAUUAAAUCAAAUCAUCACCUGGCUACCCGGAUAGUUCAGCCACAUGAAUAAAUACCUGAAAGUGACAUAAGUUUAUGUAUCUUAUUAAAUAAAAUCUUUAGCAUAUUGGUUGUCGACUGCUUUCCCUGCAAUCUUUAUCAUGCUGGUGGUUCAGUCGCAUGAAUAAACAUACUCAAACUUAGGUUAGAUUGAGAGUUUCUCCGGUAGUUUAAAUACUUGCGAUUCAGUCAUAUGAAUUAACAAUCUCAAGGUUGAAUUAGGUUAUGUAUCAUCCACAUCAAAGUAAAACUGGAAUUUCAUUACAAUGAAAAAAAAAAAUGCAGCCUCAACUGUAUUUGUUUAUUCAUAUAAAGCUGAAACUUGUGUGUAUUGUUGCUGCCUGAUAAAUAAAAUAUUUAAUAUGCCGGUUAAUAAGGAGUAAUCAGAGUAGAAAUAACUAUAGAAUCUCUUUAGCACAUACAUCAAUUGUAAAUAAUAUAUCAUUUCAUCACAAUGUGCUCAGUUCUUCUCACCAAGAUCUCAAUAGUUUUAACUGCAUCAUGAUCAUGAAUCCAAAUAUAGUUUUUCAUUAAAUAAAAUUUGUUGUAUAAUUAUCGAUUAUAGUUUAGUGCAUCUUCUGAUCAAAUUUAGCCAAUGAAUAGUAUAGUAUAUAAUGUUUUAUCAAAACAUUCCAGUCAGAAAUAAAAAUGACAAUCCGACUCUAACCAUUGUAACAUUGAGAUUCCAUUGUAGAUGUGGUAUCAAAUCGUUAAAGCCUCAAACUUUAUAAAACAUUGUUUGGUUAUUUUGCAUGUUAUGUUUUUAUCAUCCUUAUUUUUUUAGGUUGAAGAAAUAAAUAAUUUCUAAUUGUAUAAAUUCAUUCUAUCAUUGUUAUUAAUAGAAUUAAAUUUUAUUUUACAAAAAUUA
This is a messenger RNA of Patella vulgata (common limpet), 2369 nucleotides long. RefSeq lists its product as uncharacterized. The transcript is spliced from 8 exons. Lineage: Eukaryota; Metazoa; Mollusca; Gastropoda; Patellidae. Gene Ontology annotation, biological process: protein ubiquitination; negative regulation of gene expression via chromosomal CpG island methylation. The record is from RefSeq and is a predicted model, not a curated record. Gene Ontology annotation, molecular function: ubiquitin protein ligase activity. Bases 49 to 1143 code for a protein of 364 amino acids.